GAUUAUCCAAGCACAAACGAGUCUGGUGGUGCUGGUGCAUUAUCAUUAGUCGUGAGCGCGGAACAGCGCGGUAUUGCCGUCUCGCGUCUUCUAUUGUAUUGUUUUGUUAUUUUGUAUAUAUACCUACAGUCAUAGUGGAGGAAUGUCUAACUACGCUCCCUACACCACAGCUGCAGCCGUGACCGCCGGCGUGCUCGGCAGCGCGUAUUGCGCCUACCACAUCUACCAACGCAGCAAGCCGAGGAUACCCACGGAGUGGACGCAAGUCGGCACGCUACAGAAGAUCUACACUUACCCGAUCAAGUCGUGUGGCCCUGUGGUACUGGAGACGGGGGAAUGCUCGACUCUGGGACUGAAGGAUGGGUGGUUGAGAGACAGAGUUCUGAUGGUGAUAGAUGAGAAGGACAACUUCGUCACAGCGCGAGCGUACCCGGAGAUGCUGCUGGUGUCCCCGUGUGUGCGCAGCUCUGUACUCACGCUCACACACAAGCACGACAAGCAGGUCCCGCCCGUGCACGUCAAUUUGGCAGAGGUGAUCGCGCUUCAGAAGCCUACUGAAGCCAAGGUGUGGGGUGUGCCAGUGCCGGUCUUUGACUGCGGCAAGGAAGUCUCAGAAUGGUUUAACAAACAUCUGGGUCGCCCGUCCAGCACUUUCCGCCUAGUGUACUACGCUACGCAGCAGCCCAGGGAACUUAGAAGCAGCACUAACAAAAUCUACAAGUUUACUAAGAAUGAUACGGGCGCACUUCCUGAUGAAACCCCAUUCAACUUGAUAAACGAAGCAUCAGUCGAAGACCUCAACACACGCCUGCAGCUCACAGACCGUGUGUCGCACCACUUCUUCCGUCCCAACUUCAUACUACAAGGGGCUCAAGCUUAUGCUGAAGACAACUGGAAGUUCCUUAAGAUAGGGAACGUCGUGUUUGAGAUCCUGAAGCCAUGUACUAGAUGUGUGUUGACUACUAUCGACCCGGAGACAGGCGUCCGCAACCCCAACACGCAACCGCUGGAAACAUUAAAGAGCUACCGUCAAAUCGAGGACCCCGAGGUGCGGCGCUCGGCCGGCAACUCCCCGCGCAUGGGGCUGCAGAUGGCGCUGCGCUCGCCGCCCGGCGAAUGGGUUAAACUCAACGACCCCAUCUAUGUCGCGUGAUGUUGUUCACAUCUUCGUAGGGUGCAUGCGUGUACUGUCCAUGUCCAUACGCACUAUACGCAGACCUAGCCUUACAGUCGCCGGCAAUAAUAUCGUACAAAAACAAGGCUGCAUCUUACAUGCACUUAUGGCUUUUGCGGCCUUCUUUUUGUGCGAUUUAUUGCCGGUGACCGUACAGUGCGUAUAUACUUUGAAGUUAAUGAAAUAGUAAUAGUAAAAUUUUAUAGACGUCCAACUGUGAAUUAAUCGUAUCUUAUCUUUUUUACGCUAGUCAUUUCUACCAGUUUUUUUUUUUAAAUAAAUGUCAUAUACAAAGAAAAAGUGACCAAGGCCUCCAAGUGUUCCGAGCUGGAAUCGAACCAGCGUACUCCGUUAACCGGACGGAUGCCUGUAAAACCACUCGGCCAU
This is a messenger RNA of Leguminivora glycinivorella, 1561 nucleotides long. RefSeq names its product mitochondrial amidoxime reducing component 2-like. Gene Ontology annotation, molecular function: pyridoxal phosphate binding; molybdenum ion binding; catalytic activity. The record is from RefSeq and is a predicted model, not a curated record. NCBI's taxonomy places the organism in Eukaryota, Metazoa, Arthropoda, Insecta, Lepidoptera, Tortricidae. The transcript has 8 exons. The coding region runs from base 143 to 1153 and encodes 336 amino acids.